CAACAUGUACAUCAAUUUGAUUCACUGUCACAUUGCAGUUUACAACCAAGACAAGCUACCACUAUUUCUCCCGGAGUAAGCAACCGGAUUAGCUUCCAAGCUCCCAUGGAUUUCUUUAGACCCAGAUGGCCUAUAAAAUAGGCAAAUUAGAGAAGGAACGAGGGCAGGGGGGGCUAGCUUAAAUCAGCUGAUGGAAGAAGGCAUCAAGGAGGCCGAGUCGAGCAAGAAAGCAGCCGCGGCGACCGAGGGCACCGGGACCAAAGUUGGCGUCAUGGCCGACGCCACGUUAGGGAGCAUCGGCGACGUGCUCAAGCUGCUGCCGACGUCGACGGUGAUCGUGUACGAGGUGCUCAACCCGAUCGUGACCAACGCCGGCGCGUGCAGCGUGGCGAACAGGGCGGUCACCGCGGUGCUCCUCGUGCUCUGCGCCGUCUCCUGCGCCUUCUCGGCCUUCACCGACAGCUUCGUCGGCGCCGACGGCAAGGUCAGGUACGGCCUCGUGACGCCCAGGGGCCUCCUGCCGUUCGGCGGCGGCGACGACGACGGCACCGGGGUGAGAGACUUCUCCAAGUACAGGCUGCGUCCGGCGGACUUCGCGCACGCCUUCUUCUCGGUGGUCGUGUUCGCGGCGGUGGCGCUGCUGGCCGACGCCAACACGGUGGCGUGCUUCUACCCGGCGCUCAGGGAGCAGCAGAAGCAGGUGGUCAUGGCGCUGCCCGUCGUGGUCGGCGCCCUCGCGAGCGUCGUCUUCGUCGUGUUCCCGUCCAAGCGCCACUCGGUCGGGUACCCGCCGGCGAAGCCUGCCGCGAGCUCGCUGGCGUCGCAGUAGCUAGGCCGGCUGGUGAUCUCGAUGUAUGCGCUCUCCCGCCGUGUGCUGUGUGCUUGUGUUCUGUGUGCGUACAUUUUUAGUCGAGUUUUGUGUGUGUAGUUUUUUCUUCUCUUCCUUCUUUCAUUUUUGAGGAGAUUUGCCUAGGGUGCCGUCCGCAUAUAGUCUUGGGCUUUUGGCUCGUCGCCGGUCAAGAACAAGGGACGAAUGUAAAAAAGUACUCCUUUCCAUUCUGAAAAUGAUUGAAGUUUUAUGUU
Molecule: messenger RNA, 1083 nt
Organism: Hordeum vulgare subsp. vulgare (domesticated barley)
Lineage: Eukaryota; Viridiplantae; Streptophyta; Magnoliopsida; Poales; Poaceae
Product: protein DMP2-like
Exons: 1
Coding region: 191-829 (212 amino acids)
Biological process (GO): endomembrane system organization
Source: RefSeq, a predicted model, not a curated record